CGGAAAACAUUUUGCCCUUCAAACGUGUUACCAUCUUUUUCUUUCCUUUUUUUUCUUUCUUUUUUUUUUCCACCAAAAGAUUGUAUAGAAAACACUCAAAACAGAAAAUCAAUUGACACAGUCCCAAGCAAGGACAUAGGAUUAUCGAAGUUAUCCGGUGAAAUUUCUUGCAGAUAACAGCCAUGGCCUCCGCAAUCCCAAUGAGUGUGUUGGGCCCUCUUCCUUAUCCUUCACAGGGAAAAUGUUGCCAACCUUCGUUAAAUUCUCCCAAUACCCAACUGAUAUGUAGUUCCACAAGUUCUAGGUCGAUUUCUUUGCAAGUUCAAACUAUGAACUUCCCUGUAAGAACACUAACAUGGGGAUCUCAACGCUCAAGUUUUCCUAUCGUGAGAGAAGCAUCUCCCAUGAAGAACAGAAGACUCACCUGUGUAAACUCUACGACAAAAGAUGUAGAGUUGCAAGCAGAAGUCUCAACAAAGUGCUUUUUUGACAUAGAAAUUGGAGGUGAACCGGUAGGUAGAAUCGUGAUAGGACUUUUCGGAGAUGUUGUUCCAAGAACGGUAGAGAACUUCCGAGCCUUGUGCACAGGUGAGAAGGGAUAUGGGUAUAAAGGAUGCUCCUUCCAUAGGGUGAUUAAAGAUUUUAUGAUUCAAGGAGGGGACUUCACUAAUGGAGAUGGAACUGGUGGUGUUAGUAUCUAUGGUUCCAGUUUUCGAGAUGAGAAUUUUUCAUUGAAGCAUGUAGGACCUGGUGUACUUAGCAUGGCCAAUGCCGGACCUAAUACUAAUGGAAGCCAAUUCUUCAUCUGUACUGUAAAGACGCCAUGGUUGGACAAUCGCCACGUUGUGUUCGGACAUGUUAUUGAAGGAAUGGAUGUUGUGCAAAAAAUUGAAUCACAAGAAACAAGCAGGUUAGAUAUUCCUCGCCUGCCAUGUAGAAUUGUUAAUUGUGGAGAACUACAGAUGAUGGUUGAUUAGCCUUGUAAUUAUCUGUAGCUAUUGAGUUCUUUGAGGCUUAGGUAUGCAUAUGAUUCAUCUUAGUAGUUCUGGGUGGAGUAUCUCUUUAUCCAUCUUUUCCUUAAAAGUUCUUGUUCUAUUUGUAAAUGGUGACUUGUCCUGUUAGCUACAAGUAGUGAGAGAUGUAUUAUUAUUGUAGAAUAUCGAUACUUAAAGCUGUUAGCUACGAGUAGACUGAGAACUGGUACACAUAUUUCUUGUUAAUAGAGAAACAAAUCGUUUACAUAGCUA
Messenger RNA from Benincasa hispida (wax gourd), 1247 nucleotides. Lineage: Eukaryota; Viridiplantae; Streptophyta; Magnoliopsida; Cucurbitales; Cucurbitaceae. The record is from RefSeq and is a predicted model, not a curated record.